Molecule: messenger RNA, 1371 nt
Organism: Penicillium bovifimosum
Lineage: Eukaryota; Fungi; Ascomycota; Eurotiomycetes; Eurotiales; Aspergillaceae
Gene: atfA
Product: bZIP transcription factor atfA
Exons: 3
Coding region: 1-1371 (456 amino acids)
Biological process (GO): regulation of transcription by RNA polymerase II
Molecular function (GO): RNA polymerase II cis-regulatory region sequence-specific DNA binding; DNA-binding transcription factor activity, RNA polymerase II-specific
Source: RefSeq, a predicted model, not a curated record
AUGAAGCCCCCGACAAGAUCGCAGAACCGCAGUGACUCGCAGGCCGCGUCUUCGCAGAAAGAUCAGAAAUCUAAUACAGAGACUCAGACUUCGUUGGCGCCCCCUCCACGACCGGGUGCGCCUACGGCAACUGAUACUCCGGACUACUUCAGUUCUAUGCACAAUCCGUUCUCCCUCGAGCCGAAUCCAUUUGAACAAUCAUUUGGAGGGAACCCGGCGGAGACCCCAGGCAAAUCACUCCUGCCCUCUGUCGCCGCUCUCACCUCGCCGGCCCUGCCUGGAACAAGCUCUGCGAGUGGUUACAAUUGGUCCAACUCGCUUCGCUCAGGACCUCUUAGUCCGGCUAUGCUCCCAGGGCCGACCGGCCCCAAUGACUACUUCGACAGCAUCGGUCGCGGCUUCCCUACCCCGAACGAGUCCUCCAUGCGCACGGGACUGACCCCUGGUGGUGGAGGUUCUAUGUUCCCGGCUCCUAGUCCCAACUCGCAGGCUCUCUUGCAACAACUCCAAAACGGUGGCGCUACUCCUUCCACCAUUGAUUUCCAUCGCACCGCACUCGCAGCAAAGAAGAACAACGCGAAUGCUCCUACCUCUAACCCCAACGAGCAAGAACAAGCUGCCGCUAAGAUGGACACGAAACCAGCUCCACCUGCUGACUUCACCCAACAUGACGCGGCGGACGCCGCGAAUGGACUUUUCAUGUUGGCAAAGGGUGGUCAGACAAACAACGCACCCAUGAACCACGCACCGAUGCAACCCGAUACUCGCUCUGCUAACCGACGUGUCUCUCAGCACACCAAUGGCACCAGUGCUGAGGAUGGAUCGGACCACGAACCUCCCAAACCCGCCAAGGGCAAGGGCAAGAAGAACGGCAAGGGUGCUGCCAAUAAUCGUCGCAAGGCCGAGGAUGGCCCCAAGGGUUCCAACAAGAGGGCUAAAACCAACACGGCGUCGCCUUCGGAUAUGGAUGAUGAGGAGGAGGAUGAUGAUAUGAAGCAGUUCCCUAUGGAUACCAAGAAGAUGACGGAUGAGGAGAAGAGACGCAAUUUCCUAGAGCGCAAUCGUGUCGCGGCUUUGAAAUGUCGCCAACGGAAGAAGCAAUGGCUUGCUAAUCUUCAAGCCAAGGUCGAGCUCUUUACCACGGAGAAUGACGCUCUUACCACGACAGUGACUCAGCUGCGCGAGGAGAUCGUCAACCUGAAGACUCUCUUGCUGGCACACAAGGAUUGUCCAGUCGCUCAAGCCCAGGGCCUUGGUCCUCUCAUGAUGAACAGUCUGUCGACUGGAUACGAUCCCCACGGAUAUAACAUGCCUUCCAACAUGGGCAUGCAGCCCGGUGCCAUCCCCACGCAGGGCAUGCGUCGGGCAUAA